AUGGAUGUGUUGGCUAUUACCGAGACAUGGCUAACACCGGUCAUCAACAGCUGCGAGAUAUUGCCCAAUAUGAACUUCACUAUUCAUAGGAGAGACAGAUUUGAGCAUAACAACAAACGCGGAGGAGGCGUCCUGUUAGUAGUUCGUAAUACAGUGCCAUGUGUUAGAAGGCCUGGCCUCGAAACCUCAGCUGAAAUUGUUGUUUGCGAGCUUCGUCCGUCGUGCAAAAAAAAGAUAUUAAUGGCAGUUUUCUACCGCCCUCCUUCUUCUGAUUAUCUCUGUUUGAAAGAAUUUAUGAAAUUUCUGGACCAAGCCUCCAGGGCUAAAUUUGAUCAACUUUUGAUUGUUGGUGAUUUCAACUUACCAGACGUCGACUGGGCUACCGUAACUGCCUCUAUCGAUUGUCAGAUGUACACCCUCUUUACUAAGGCAAUUAAGGAUCAUUUUCUUUGGCAAUUUAUAGAUUUCCCAACCAGGAAUGAUCAUAUUUUGGAUUUACUGCUCACAAAUAUUCCAGACAAGAUUUCAAAUUUUAAAGGAUCUCAGGAUAUUUUGAACUCAGAUCACCAACUUAUUGAAUUUUCCUUGGACCUUCGAAUCAAGAGCCAACCACAUAUUAAACGACGACUAUAUAGUUUUAAGAAAGCUGACUGGAACGGCCUCAAACAUUCACUCAGUUUGAUCAACUGGGACCUGUGUUUUGAGGAAAACGACAUAAACACUUCUCUUACUAAUUGGUCUGAUACGUUCCUCGCGGCUGUUAACCAGCACAUUCCAACGAGCAAACCUCGAAAUGUAAAUGAGCACCCAUGGAUUGACCACCAACUUCUGAAUCGAAUUAAAGUAAAAAACAAAUUGAGAAAAGCGGUUAUCAAACGUGGAAGUACUCUAGACCAUGACCGGUUUAGACAAGCAAGACGCGAGGUUAAAGCAAUGAUUAAGAUGAAGAAAAAGCAAUAUGCAACUAAACUGAAGGAUUCGCUUCUCACCAAUAUCAGACGCUUCUGGUCUUUAGUUAAAUCUAUGACCGAACAAAACCGGUCACUUGGUUUCUUGAGGGAUGGUCAACGCUUUGUCACGAACAACAAAGAGAAAGCAGACUUACUUAACAACUUUUUUCAAUCAGUAUUCAGUCCUAACAAUGGUACUUCUGAGUCUUACCAAGAGCCAUCUACUAUACCGGUUCAUCAUUUAAGUGAAAUCCCGCCUUACAAUUUCAGAGGUAAUUAA
Molecule: messenger RNA, 1230 nt
Organism: Pocillopora damicornis (cauliflower coral)
Lineage: Eukaryota; Metazoa; Cnidaria; Anthozoa; Scleractinia; Pocilloporidae
Biological process (GO): cell adhesion involved in heart morphogenesis; larval heart development
Cellular component (GO): extracellular matrix
Molecular function (GO): catalytic activity
Source: RefSeq, a predicted model, not a curated record